Messenger RNA from Ricinus communis (castor bean), 1492 nucleotides. RefSeq names its product protein LAZY 1. The transcript is spliced from 5 exons. The coding region runs from base 77 to 1261 and encodes 394 amino acids. NCBI's taxonomy places the organism in Eukaryota, Viridiplantae, Streptophyta, Magnoliopsida, Malpighiales, Euphorbiaceae. The record is from RefSeq and is a predicted model, not a curated record. Gene Ontology annotation, biological process: gravitropism; regulation of auxin polar transport.
AAGUAGCUUACCUCUUAUCCUCUCAUCAUAAGCAAAGUGAACAAAGCUUCGGGUUUUCUGCAAAGAGAAAAAGAAAAUGAAGUUACUAGGUUGGAUGCACCGUAAGUUCCGGCAGAAUAGCAGUGAGCCGCUGAAGGAUUUUGCCAUUGGUCAUGCUUGCAAUUGUCUUAUAGGACAGCCAUCAUUAGACGACCAACAUUACUACCCAAAGCCAAAUUAUGGUGCCAGGUCAUACAAACAAGCCCAGAAAGAACACCUUCGAAAAUCUUUUGCUGGUAUGGAAGCAGCAAGAAUUGAAGAAGAAGAAGAAGAAGACUAUGAAGAGGAAUCAUCAGCUGCCAUAUCUGAGCUAUUCCAUGGUUUUCUAGCAAUUGGCACCUUAGGUUCAGAGCCAGUGCAUACCAAUCCCUCAACACCAACAUUUGCCAUCUCAGUUGAGAACAUAACUGAAAAAGAGACUGAAGUAACUGAGAAUGAAUUGAAGCUCAUCAAUGAUGAGUUGGAGAAGGUUCUGGGUGCAGAAGCUAGAGAAGACUAUUGCAAUGAUUCAUCAGGAAGAAACAGUUAUGUUAGUGCAGGGAGAAGCAGUCACGGUAGCACCAUAACCCUUAGUGGCAAACCAAUGGAAGGCCAAGAGACCAAUGGGACAACAGUCUGCCCACUACAGGGAUAUCUUUUUGGAUCUGCAAUUGAACUAUCAGAAACAACAACUGCGGCAAAGAAGGAAAAUAGGACAUCGCUUGGUGAGCUUUUUCAGAGGAGUAAAAUAGCAGAAGAGAAUUUUGGGGGAAAAUAUGAGAGGGAUGAGAAGCGCAUGGAGAAAGAAGCUGAUAAAUCUGCUGUACAUCUCAUGAAAAAGAUGCUGAAGAAGAAAAUGCUCCAUGCUUCUUCUAGGAACUCUACUGGAAGUGGUGGUGGAACUGUUGAUUCUGCAUCAGCAGAAACGAAACUGCACAAGAUCCUACAUAUGUUCCACAGGAAAGUUCAUCCUGAAAGCUCAACCUCCACACAAAAGGCAGAUAAACCCCAAAAAAAUGACAAUAAGAAGAACGCCAACAAUGCGGGGCACAACAAUGGAGGCCAGAUGCUCCCAGAUGAAGAAAUCACAGUACUUCCUCAGAGAGCUCUUUCAAAGCGGAGCAUAAGACGCUACAAGAGUCAAUCUAACCCACCCCAAUUCACUCUUAGCAGCAGUGAAUCAAAUGGGAGCAGGGAAUGCUGGAUAAAAACUGAUGCAGACUACCUAGUGCUGGAGCUCUAAAAGGCAGAUGAGCAACAAAGCAUGGUUCUGAAAUGUUAUCUUCAUUUUAAUAAGUACUUUUCUGUUUCUAUGGGUGAUAGUCAAUAGUACUAUAUAAGUGAUUGUGGUAUGGUGGAACAAUCAAAUAAAAGAGGCAGUCUUCUCCCAAAAAAGCUGCCUUCAAACAAUUUAUGUGUAAUGUAAUGGAUGUCGUUUAUAUUUGAAAGGAAACUGUGCUGCAUUCAUAUUGUA